AUGUCGGAUCCCCAGCGGGUGAAGGAAAUAUCAGAAGAACCGCCAAUGUCGAGACUUUUUAUUAUUUGCGGCAAGCAGAUCACGAAGGAACAGCUGAUAAAGCAUUUCGAAACGGACGGCUUGAUUGAAGAGUGCGUUGUAAUAACGGACCGUAAAACCGGCCAAGGAAAAGGUGUUGCUUACGUAAAGUUCUCGAAAACUUCUGCUGCUGCCCGGGGGCUUCUGAAAAACGGUUCCAUCGUGGAGGGUGAUAGACGGCCCAUAAAAGUGAUGAUAUCUGCUAGUUACAAUCGUGGUAAACAUAGCGAUACAUCGGCUGACGUUAAUGAAAACCAUUUUCUACGUCUGUUUGCCAUCGUUCCGAGCAAUCGUACGGAGGAGCAACUGAAGGAAGAGUUUGGCUGCCACGGAACGGUUACACAGAUUCGCCUGGUAGCGGAUAAAAAGAAUGACAAACAGUGUGCGGCGUACAUCAAGUUCAACACCUUCCUAGAAACGGCUCUGGCAAUCGAAAACUGCAACCCGCAAUACAAAGCAAAGUUUUGCGUUCCACGCAAGCACGAACGGGAACAGAAAGGACAACCCCCAAAAGCAGAUCCGAUCAACAGAAAGCGAACACAUUCGCCUGAUCGAUUACCGUCAGUCCGGAGUGACACGAAGCUGGUCGUAAUCUGUAGCAGUCAGUUGAAUCAGGAUCGAUUGUGGCGUUUGUUUGACAUAUGUCCCGGAAUGAAGUACUGCAACAUCAUUACAGCGAAUGAAAUAAAUAUAACAGCCGCAGCAGUGUAUUCUAGCCGUGAAGAAGCCCAACGGGCGGUUGAUAAAAUACAUGGGUUAGAAUAUCCGAUCGGAGAAAGGAUAAUCGUGCAAUUUGAAGACGAGUUCAAGGAGGAAAUCAUUACCAAAGAUGCAUUAUCGCACUUCGGUCCACCGAAGCCGCUUGUAUCGGAACUGGUGUCAUGUGUAAGGAAAGCUUUUUUCAUCUGUAUUCCCGAGCCGGUCUCGUUGAAACUACUCACGGAUGCGUUCUGCCGGUUUGGCGAUCUCAUUAAAGUGUAUUUCGUGCCGGGAAAACGGCACGGGUACGCAGAAUUUGCCAGCAUUAUUGCCGCAAACCGAGCUAUCCAGCAGCUGCACGGCAUACAGCUGGGCGAAUGUCAGCUGAAGGUGCUGGAAUGUGCCGAAUACACUGGAGAAAGUAAGCGAAAUAGGAUGGAAAAUUAA
Molecule: messenger RNA, 1224 nt
Organism: Anopheles marshallii
Lineage: Eukaryota; Metazoa; Arthropoda; Insecta; Diptera; Culicidae
Product: RNA-binding protein 45-like
Exons: 3
Coding region: 1-1224 (407 amino acids)
Cellular component (GO): ribonucleoprotein complex
Molecular function (GO): RNA binding
Source: RefSeq, a predicted model, not a curated record